AUGCGCUUAAUUAACACCAAUACGCUGGAACUAGAAGACUUCGCCAGCAAUGAUCUUAUUCCUCCCUACGCCAUUCUAUCCCAUACAUGGGGUGACGGUGAGGUGACCUUUCACGACUGGCAGGAUGGUGAAGCAAGAGUCAAGAAGAAGGGCUUCUACAAAAUUCAGUCAACAUGCAGACAGGCUGCCCACGACGGCUACUUACAUGCAUGGGUUGACACCAAUUGCAUUGACAAGAGCAGCUCCGCAGAGCUAUCGGAAGCUAUCAACUCCAUGUUCGCCUGGUAUGAAAAUGCCGCCGUUUGUUAUGUCUACAUGCCCGAUGUUAUACAAUUACCAACCAAGGGAUACGGCAUCUAUUUUCAAGAGAGCAGAUGGUUCACGCGGGGCUGGACGCUGCAAGAGCUCAUCGCCCCUCGAAACAUCGUGUUUUACGGCCGCGACUGGGAGAUGCUGGGGACAAAGACCGGGCUCGCCACGACCAUAUCGAAACGAAUCACGAAAAUUCCCAGAGAGUGUUUGCUGAACGAGCGGCCUCUCUCCAGCUUCAGCACCGCACAGAUAAUGUCGUGGGCCUCUUCACGCGUUACGACUCGCCCAGAAGACCAGGCGUAUUGCCUUUUAGGGUUGUUUGGUGUCAACAUGCCGCUUCUCUAUGGUGAAGGCUCCAAGGCGUUCGUGAGACUGCAGGAGGAAAUCAUCAAGAUAUCCGACGACCAGAGCAUAUUCGCCUGCGAUAUGGAAGCUCUGGCUAUGAGUGCCCCCAUGGCGACGUCCCCACACCUUUUCUCUGGCUCAUCCCAGGUGGAAAGACGAGCGCCUGCUGCUUCUCACACGACAACUCUCCCCCCAUUCUACUCCAUGACGAAUGCGGGUCUUUCUAUCUCUCUGCCCCUUGUAGACACACUCUCUCCUCAUUUCGUUCUCGGCAAGAUCAGCUGCAGGCUACCAGGAGACGGCGGCGGGCCUAUUCUGCUCCCGUUAUCCUCACAUGUGAGCGACUACCGCCAUCAGUACACACGCGUAUCCGUUCCCUCAGCAUGGAUCGCAAUGUUUUGUGACUCUAUCAAGAAACUGCUUCCCUUGUACGAAGAGAGUUCUGACUUCCCCGAAAAUUGGGCCGUCGACUUCGACCCCGAAGAGAUGACUAACAUCAUGAUCACGAUGCCGAAACAAGCUGAACAGAUCUAUCUCCAUAGAAGAGUCUUCAGCUCUUUGAGAAGAAUGGGCGCCAAGGUUUUCUAUCUCAUUGUAUUCCCACGAGGGCUAUCGGGGUAUCGUCUGUACGCUGCCGAUCCGCCAGAGGCCCUUGAAGAACGCACAAGCAUGAUGGCCAUGGUCGGAAAGAGCGACGCCGAUGAAGUCGGCAGAGGUCUUCUCAUUUUCAAGAAAAGAGGCUCCGGCCGAGAGGGCGGGCAAUACGUGGCAGUCUAUCUCGAGACGGGGCUGGACGAGGACCUUCCAUUAGAAGAGCAAUUUUAUGGAUGGCGCCGCAGGUGCCGUGUAUUUCCGAAUUGGAAUAUCCACGAUACUCUGAGGGAUGUCAAGCCUUUCGGCGAUGAGUUUCUUGGUGAAAGGGGGAGGGCGAGCUGGGUAGGCGACUUCCUGGUGACGCACAUGCCAGGGACUUCCACCGUCUUAGUAGCCGAAAUCAUCUUCGAUAUGAACCGAUUCCGGAACAUGAGAGGACGGAAAGGAUCGAUUAGCGAAACAAACGACUCACAACAAUACAGCAUGAUGCUGCGUGACUCAGAAGGAUCAGACAUUGAUCUGUAUGGAAGAACAGGCUCGGUAGUAGGGGCGUGA
Colletotrichum gloeosporioides is the source of this 1806-nucleotide messenger RNA. RefSeq names its product Vegetative incompatibility protein HET-E-1. Lineage: Eukaryota; Fungi; Ascomycota; Sordariomycetes; Glomerellales; Glomerellaceae. Bases 1 to 1806 code for a protein of 601 amino acids. The transcript is spliced from 2 exons. The record is from RefSeq and is a predicted model, not a curated record.